Messenger RNA from Beta vulgaris subsp. vulgaris (sugar beet), 2097 nucleotides. RefSeq lists its product as hypothetical. The record is from RefSeq and is a predicted model, not a curated record. The transcript has a single exon. The coding region runs from base 237 to 1946 and encodes 569 amino acids. NCBI's taxonomy places the organism in Eukaryota, Viridiplantae, Streptophyta, Magnoliopsida, Caryophyllales, Amaranthaceae.
UAAUCAAGCAUUCCAUUCAUUGCUGCAUUGCUGCAUUUCUGAGCUUCUGCCCAUGUUAGAUUUGUCCCACACCAAAAUCAAAGAACCCAUAAACAAAUCUCUUACUAAAAAUUACGAAUUUUAGCUAACUUAUCAGUUUCAGCUCCUUUUCCGCUCUUAUUACAAACACCCCAAUGUAGAGUAGACAGUAGUAGACUAACCAACAUCCUGGUCUAAAAUCUGAAUUCUAAAUUCUGAUGGAGAAGAGGAACAACAACAACUAUGUCGCUUACUACUGCGCACUCACUGCAACACUCCUACUUCUCUCAUCAGUCUUCCUCCUCUACACACGCCUCUCCACCGACCGUCAAACAUUAUCCCACCAAAACGACGACGUUCCACAACUCGAUGAUGAAGACAUCACAACCACCCUUUUAUCUGACGAAGACAUCCUCGAUUUCGUAGGUAAACAAAACGACCCAUCUCAAAUUUCUGGUUAUUAUUUCGAUCAUGUUUCCAACGUUGUUCGUCUCGCAUUUAAUCGGCGAUCUAUCGACGAUAUCGAAAAAUGGGGUGAUUAUACGACACCGUUUCUUUCUGAUGAUGAUCAUGUUGAUGGUGAUGAUCGGAGUAAGGCCGCGUUUGGUUCAGAUGAUGUGCCUGUUGAUGAGGGAAUUAGAAGGAAAUUGGUGAAAGUGAAUGGAAUUGAAGAUGCUCUUUUGUUGAAAUUAGGGUCUAAAAUUUGGCCACUAAGAGAAGGUUGGGGAGAUUGGUUUGAUAAAAAGAGUGAUUUUUUGAGGAGAGAUAAAAUGUUUAGGUCUAAUUUUGAUGUUUUGAAUCCGGUGAAUAAUCCGCUUUUGCAAGACCCAGAUGGGUUUGGUGUUACUGGACUUACUAGAGGAGAUAAAGUUAUGCAGAAGGCAUUGAUUAUUGAGUUGGUGAAAGAUUUGGGUAAAAAGAUGGAUCAAGAAAACACCCAGAAAGUUGCAGAUUCUGUUGUAGUUAACAAGUCUGAAUCUUCAGGGUUUGUGUAUACUGGUGGUGGUGGUGGUGGUAGAAGGUGGGGGUAUUUUCCAGGACUGGAACGUCGUUUGUCGUUUUCGAAUUUUAUGGAUGUGUUUUUCAGGAAAUUUAAGUGUUCUAUGAGGGUGUUUAUGGUGUGGAAUUCACCUCCUUGGAUGUAUACUGUGAGGCAUCGAAGAGGGGUUGAGAGUGUGUUUUUUCAUCACCCGGAUGCAUGUGUUGUUGUGUUUUCUGAGACAAUUGAGCUUGAUUUCUUCAAGGAGUUUCUUAAGGAUGGUUUUAGGAUUGCUGUUGUAAUGCCGAAUUUGGAGGAAUUGCUGAAAGAUACACCUACAAGUAUAUUUGCUACUGUUUGGCAUGAUUGGAGGACUACAAGAUUUUACUCUACUCAUUACAGUGAACUUAUCCGGCUUGCAGCAUUAUACAAGUAUGGUGGUGUAUAUCUCGACUGUGAUGUUGUUGUACUCAAGCCGAUAUCUUCGUUUAGAAAUUCGGUUGGCAUGGAGGAGUUAGCCCCUCAAAGUGCUCUGAAUGGUGCUGUCAUGGCUUUCAGUAAGAAUAGUAUGUUUGUUAAGCAAUGUAUGUUGGAGUUCUUUUCGUCGUAUGAUGAUACCUUGCUGAGAUGGAAUGGUGCUGAGCUUUUAACUAGAGUGGCUGGAAAUCUGUCUACUGAAGCAAUUGAUGGUGAUAAAGAGAAGAUGUUGAAAGUGCAGCCUGCAUCGAUGUUCUUUCCUAUCAGUUCAUAUCAUAUUCAGAGAUACUUCGUCGCGCCAGUAACAGACAGUGAAAAAGCUCAUCAGGAUGCUAUGUUAGGAAAGAUCCUCAACGAGUCCUACACUUUCCAUUUCUGGAAUAGCUUAACUUCAGCUCUAGUUCCAGAACCGUAUAGCUUGGUAGCAAGAAUUUUGAACAAUUGUUGUAUUUACUGCUUGGAUUUGCUAUGAAAUUCAAGACCGUUGUUUUCCAGAAAAAGAAUAGUUGUACUGUACUAUAUGAUACUAUAAGCUCAAUACAUAGCUUGUAUAUGUGGGAUUAUUUUUGGGUAUAUUGACUCUUUUUGCGGAUAUUAAUUCAUAUUACAUGAAUUUCAUGCUG